AAAGGCCCCUCAACAAUUUCACUUGAAUGUCGUCCAAAUGAGAAAUCGUUUUUACAAUAUCAUAUUGAUGGUUUGCUCACACUAGAAAACGAUGUACUUUUGGUGAAAAUGGCCCCUAAUAAAACCAUGAAAUGGGAGGAAUUGCGUCCUUCCGUGAUUAGUUUCGUUAUGCCGUUGGAUGAAGUCUUUCUAAAUGCCUUUGGGGAAGCAUGCAAACGCUUGAAACCCGAAUGGGUGGCUUUUAAAAAGGUAGAAUCCCCAUUCAACCAACAGAAGCCGUGUGAGGAAGGAACACAAUCGAAAGAUAAGCCCAUCCAAGUACAAAUAAACGCAACGGUGUCAGUUGGGGAAUGGAUAAAUCAAUUAGCACAAAUUCGCCAGGAAAACACGGAGGUCAAAACACAAAUGAAAGAAAUGCAGACGCAGUUGGCAGAAACGCAGAAAAAAUUGGGAGAAAUGCAAGGACAACCCACAGCAGCUCUACAGCAACUCUCUCAACAAAAAAACAUUCAAAUGACGGAAUUAUUAAAACAAAUGGGAAAUGAGCGUCUCAAUACAAAUGGAGGAGAAGAGAAAUCUCGGACCAGCCAAAAUACCCUCAACAACAGUAAUAAUGUAUCCCACUUAGCAUGGCAAGGGGGAAGGGCACCAAUGGCCUUUAAGGAAGGACCACAAUUAGGAUCACAGGGAACACAGGAACAAAGGCUGCCAGUAUGGACUGCGGCAAUCAGGCCAGAGGAAAAGAUCCGCUCCUUUGAAGGAAUGAUGGAUUAUUUAAAGGAGACAUCACCCAGCCAAUUGGUGAUUGCAUACCGAGAAAUAUUUCCCAUGCCAGCCAAUCCCGACCUAGCUUAUAAAGAUGCAUGGAAUAAUUUUGUUCAGUGGACUCGCACUAUUCGCAGUGAUGGAAUGUCGGCAUCAAUGAUUCAAUUGGGCCGAGAGCUUUACAAGCAGCUGCGAAUAAUACAAACCGUUAAAGAUUUCCCUGGAGUGAAGAUGGAGGAGCUUCAUGAUGCUAUUAUUGCGUUUGAAAAUCCAAAUGAUCCUUUCAUACAGUACGUCGUGAAAUGGCGGGAGAGAAAUUCAACAGCAUCAUCAACAAUAUCCAAGAAGGCACGUUGUUAUAGAUGUGGACGUGUUGGGCAUUAUAGCUCUACGUGCCAUUUCGCUUUGCAAAAAGAACCUUUUGAACCAAAAAACGAUUUUGGCCCCGGAAACAGUGAAUAUCGGAGGUCAGGGCGGAUAGGGCAUCAACAAUUAUUGGAUAUCCAGGAUUUGACGCGCCCACUCAAUACCGUGAUUUUCUUCCGCUUACACAUUGGAAAGGUCUCACAAAAAAUUAUCAAAGGAGAAACGCAAAAGCAGUGCGCACAGAGACAAGACUUUCAAAGGGGGUUUUCCUCCAAUAACAGAACCCCCGCCCCAUCCAAAGGACGACUUCAAUAA
Molecule: messenger RNA, 1446 nt
Organism: Trypanosoma theileri
Lineage: Eukaryota; Euglenozoa; Kinetoplastea; Trypanosomatida; Trypanosomatidae
Exons: 1
Molecular function (GO): zinc ion binding; nucleic acid binding
Source: RefSeq, a predicted model, not a curated record